GCAUCCUCGUCAUUUUUCUUUUGGAUCACAAAUGUCAUAUCCCAGCUUAAUCUUGUGCAAAAAAUUCUGGAGUACUUGUAUGAUAGAGCGUAAGAAAACAUGGUACUUUCUAAUCACUCCAGUCCCUCGAUCUUGAGAGAAGCAUGUGUCUCGCAUCAAAAGCAUCUUUGUCAAAAUUAUCCGGCCAUCCAGAGUCGAGAUAGAUUUGCUUCAUGGCAUCAUGCUGUACUUCUUCAUUAGCAAGGAUGUUUCUCUUACUCCUUAUAAAAUUAAGCCCUCUUGUCUUUUUCUGUCCUCUGACGUUGAACCGGGGAAGUUAUGGGAAAGAAGAAGAUAAGAGGGGGGGCAGGAUCGACUUACUUUUCCACUGCCGCCAAAGUCUGCAUUUCGUGUCAUCCAGAUCUGAGCUUCAAAGUCGGGGACCCAAUGUAGAGAUUUUGUUCGCUGUAUCCAUCUUUUCAAAAAUUCUGGAGCUGAAUUCGAAAGUGAGGUGUUUUGAUGACGUGGAGAUGCUGUUGUAGUUGGUGUUGAAGGUAUAUGCACAUCGGGAUGA
Molecule: messenger RNA, 553 nt
Organism: Aureobasidium subglaciale EXF-2481
Lineage: Eukaryota; Fungi; Ascomycota; Dothideomycetes; Dothideales; Saccotheciaceae
Exons: 1
Coding region: 213-521 (102 amino acids)
Source: RefSeq, a predicted model, not a curated record